AUGAAGCAAACUCCUAAGAUGAGUUAAGCGAGUAGUCCAAAUAAUAAACUAAUCAAUACAUUAUUAUUGAAAUCGAAAAGCCCAUCUUAAUAUACAAUUUAAAGUCCCGCUGUAUCUCCAACUUAAGUGAGUUUGCCAAAAGCCCUUUACCCUCAUAAAAAUUCAUCAAUAGAUUUAACUAAAUUAGCUACAUUAAUGAAACAGUAGAAAGUGAAAUAAUCAUAAUCAGAGGGAUCAAAAGAUUCAAUGACUCAAUUAAUAGCCAAAGCUCGUGCAAUUGCUAUGUCAGCUAAAACUCCAACAGGUCCUAUUCAUAUUAGAAAUGACUCCGCUUAAGUACGUAAAGUGAAUAAAGAGACUGAAGUAGUAAGUCCAAAAACUACAGAUAUGAAAUAAAUCAAUAAAUCAGCUUUUACAUUUGAAUAUGUAAUUGGUAUUGGUGGAUUUGGUAAAGUUUGGAAAGUUAAAAGAACAGGACAAUAAUUUGCUAUGAAAGAAAUGUCAAAAGCUUUAGUAAUUACUAAAAAAAGUGUUAAUUCUGUUAUGAAUGAAAGAAUGUUACUCAGCUAACUUAAGCAUACAUUUCUUAUUAAUAUGUAUUAUGCAUUUUAAGAUCGUGAAAAUCUUUAUCUCGUUAUGGAUUAUAUGUGUGGAGGGGAUUUACGAUUUCAUAUAGGAAGAAUGAGACGAUUUAAUGAAGAAUAAACUAGUAAGUAUAUUAUAAUAUUUUAGAGUUCUUUGUAGCAUCUAUUUUUAUAGGUCUCGAGUAUUUACAUACAAAUAAUAUAAUUCAUAGAGACAUUAAACCAGAAAACUUAGUUCUUGAUGAGAAAGGAUUUGUACAUCUCACAGAUCUCGGAAUUGCACGUGUUAUGAAAUAAGAAAAUUCAAGUGAUACAUCUGGAACUCCUGGUUAUAUGGGUAUUUAUUAAUUAUAUAAAUAUAAACAAGCACCUGAAGUUAUGUGUCGAUAAAAUCAUACAUUUGCUGUUGAUUAUUAUGCUCUUGGUGUUAUUGCAUAUGAGUUUAUGUUAGGAAGAGUAAUAAUAUAUUCUCUAUUUAUAUAUUAUAGCGUCCUUAUGUUGGUAGAUCUCGCCAAGAGAUUCGUGAUUAAAUUCUUGCUCGACAAGUCUAAAUCAAAGCUAGUGAAGUACCUCCAAAUUGGAGUGUUGAAGCUGUUGAUUUUGUUAAUAGAUUACUUUAACGUAAACCUGUAAGUCGUCUCGGUUUCAAUGGUGGCCAUGAAAUCAAAUUACAUCCCUGGUUUAAAAAUUUCCCAUGGUCAAAACUAUAAAAUAGAGAAUUAAAAGCUCCGUUCAUUCCUAAUCCUAGUGAUGAUAACUUUGAUUAAAGAUAAAUUGUCAUUGAAGAUGAAGAAAAUGCUGAACUCAUUGCUUAAAAUAUUCAAUUGUUAAGAGAUCCCAAUGUUUAAUAAUAAUUUGCAGGUUAUGAAUAUCAAGCAAACAAUGAAAAGAUCUUUGUCUUUGAUUAAACAAAAUAAUCAUGA
This is a messenger RNA of Paramecium sonneborni, 1507 nucleotides long. NCBI's taxonomy places the organism in Eukaryota, Ciliophora, Oligohymenophorea, Peniculida, Parameciidae. The record is from the annotation of a GenBank genome assembly.